GUAUUAGUAUGGUCCUAAUAAUCCUUUAGGUGAGUGUAGAUUGUAGUUGGUCAUAAAAUAACAUAGGACGUAUGAUACAAAAAUAAAAGAUGCACCACAUGAAAAAAGAACAAAAAGAAGGGAAUAGGAAGUAAGUAAAUGACGACAAAGGAGGAGGAGGAACUCAAAACCAGGCAAGGGUGAUGUCUUCAUUGCUCUUGCUCAGUGUGCAGCCUACUUGAGGGAGCAAACAUGAUUGUGAAGCUCCUUGCAGGCAUUUGGAUUCUGACAUCUUUGAUUCUAUCAGGCGUCCUUGCUGUCGACUGGAUAGUGCAUGUUCCUAAUGAUCCAGUCUAUGCUCCUCUUGGGUCUUCUGUAGUUCUGCAGUGCACCUAUGACUUCCCUGAGGUGUCAGAGCAGGGAGUACCACACAAAGUGCUGUCAGAGAUGUGGUGUCUGAAUCAAAGCCACUGCAUCACUCCGAGAUACGUGUACCACAGUGCAGGGAUAUUCCCAGAGCCCUCGUAUCAGGGCCGCAUCAGGUACUUUGGGCAGACGGGGAGCAAAAACUGUUCUCUGAUGAUAUCUGAUUUGAGGUCAGCAGACAGUGGCGUGUACAUGUUCCGGUUCAUCACCGACCACCUGAAGGCCAAGCUACCAGGACAGAGAGGAGUGAAUCUACAGGUUACCGUUACACAUCACAUACAAACAAGAAGUGCAUCUUCAUCUACUGUUGGAAUUGUGUUUGGGGUAAUUGUCAUCAUUAUCGCAAUAGCAGGCAUUGUGAUAUUCAUCAGAUACAAGUCCAAGAGAGCGAGGUCAAGAUCACUUUAAACAAGCAGUCAAUAUUUAUUUUACCACAGAGGAUGAGAAAAAUAACCAGUGGCUGUGACCAAAACUGAUACUGUCAUUUCUUUUCUGUCUGUAUGCUACUUUCACAUUCAUUUACAGCCUUUCUGCAUCUAUAUUAUUUAUCUUUUUAUAUUAUAUUCUGCAGAUCAAACAACAUAAUGUAUGCUAUAUAUCAUGUUGUGUCUUACAUUUUGCAUGUUGCCGACAUCAUUUAACAAAGUAAAACAUGUUCCUGGAUCAAAAUCUUUGUUGAUUCUGGAACAAAAUUCACACUGUAAAAAAAACAUCACUCUGUAAAAAAAUAUUUUUGGUUUAACUUAAAAAAAUAAGUAAC
This is a messenger RNA of Pimephales promelas (fathead minnow), 1165 nucleotides long. NCBI's taxonomy places the organism in Eukaryota, Metazoa, Chordata, Actinopteri, Cypriniformes, Leuciscidae. The record is from RefSeq and is a predicted model, not a curated record.